Molecule: messenger RNA, 3660 nt
Organism: Sorex araneus (European shrew)
Lineage: Eukaryota; Metazoa; Chordata; Mammalia; Eulipotyphla; Soricidae
Gene: MPP2
Product: MAGUK p55 scaffold protein 2
Exons: 13
Coding region: 362-2020 (552 amino acids)
Cellular component (GO): cell-cell junction; plasma membrane
Molecular function (GO): protein binding
Source: RefSeq, a predicted model, not a curated record
GCCGCGCUUUCCCCGGUCAGGGACUCGCAGGAGGUCGCGGCCGCACCGCGUCUCCCAAAUUCCACCGUGGGGGGGGCUCUCCGAGCGCCUUUCGCGGGUGGUCCCCGCGUCUGGCCCCCUCCCUUCGGCUCGGGUCUCCGCCCCCUGGCGCCGCCGCGGCCGCGCCGCUUUAAGAGCGCCGGGAGCAUCGCCGAGCGAGCAGCGCCGAGCGCCGGGCUGCGCUGGAGCCGCCCCGCGAGUCAGGGGCUCCCCGGGGCGCAGGUAGGCGCCCCCCGGCCCGGGGCCAGCUCCCGCUCCAGGGUUCCGGUCUUCUUUUCGUCUUGGCACGGAGAGACGGCCCUGAGCCUGUGCUGGCCUCACCAUGCCGGUCGCUGCCACGACCUCUGAGUCUGCCAUGCAGCAGGUCCUGGACAACUUGGGAUCCCUUCCCAAUGCCACGGGCGCCGCCGAACUGGACCUGAUCUUCCUUCGAGGCAUUAUGGAAAGUCCCAUAGUGAGAUCGUUGGCCAAGGCCCAUGAGCGUCUGGAGGAGACGAAGCUGGAGGCGGUGCGGGACAAUAACCUGGAGCUGGUGCAGGAGAUCCUGCGCGACCUGGCGCAGCUGGCCGAGCAGAGCAGCACCGCCGCGGAGCUGGCGCGCAUCCUGCAGGAGCCACAUUUUCAGUCCCUCCUGGAAACACACGACUCGGUGGCCUCCAAGACGUAUGAGACGCCGCCCCCCAGCCCAGGGCUGGAUCCCACGUUCAGCAACCAGCCUGUGCCUCCCGACGCCGUGCGCAUGGUGGGCAUCCGGAAGACGGCCGGAGAGCACCUGGGUGUGACGUUCCGCGUGGAGGGCGGCGAGCUGGUGAUCGCGCGCAUCCUGCACGGGGGCAUGGUGGCCCAGCAGGGCCUGCUGCACGUGGGCGACAUCAUCAAGGAGGUGAACGGGCAGCCGGUGGGCAGCGACCCCCGCGCGCUGCAGGAGCUCCUGCGCAGCGCCAGCGGCAGCGUCAUCCUCAAGAUCCUGCCCAGUUACCAGGAACCCCAUCUGCCGCGCCAGGUGUUUGUGAAAUGCCAUUUUGACUAUGACCCGGCCCGAGACAGCCUCAUCCCCUGCAAGGAGGCCGGCCUGCGCUUCAGUGCGGGAGACCUGCUCCAGAUCGUGAACCAGGACGACGCCAACUGGUGGCAGGCGUGCCACGUGGAAGGGGGCAGCGCCGGGCUCAUCCCCAGCCAGCUGCUGGAGGAGAAGCGGAAAGCUUUCGUCAAGCGGGACCUGGAGUUGACGCCGGCCUCAGGGACGCUGUGCGGGAGCCUUUCUGGAAAGAAGAAGAAGCGAAUGAUGUAUUUGACCACCAAGAAUGCAGAGUUUGACCGGCACGAGCUGCUCAUUUAUGAGGAGGUGGCCCGCAUGCCCCCCUUCCGCCGGAAAACCCUGGUGCUGAUUGGCGCGCAGGGCGUGGGCCGCCGCAGCCUGAAGAACAAGCUCAUCCUAUGGGACCCUGAUCGCUACGGCACGACAGUGCCCUACACGUCUCGGCGGCCCAAGGACUCGGAGCGGGAAGGCCAGGGUUACAGCUUUGUGUCCCGCGCUGAGAUGGAGGCCGACAUCCGUGCGGGGCGCUACCUGGAGCACGGGGAAUAUGAGGGUAACCUGUACGGCACCCGGAUCGACUCCAUCCGCAAUGUGGUCGCGGCAGGCAAGGUGUGCGUGCUGGACGUCAACCCUCAGGCAGUGAAGGUGCUGAGAACAGCCGAGUUUGUCCCCUAUGUGGUGUUCAUCGAGGCACCCGACUACGACACCCUGCGGGCCAUGAACCGGGCUGCGCUGGAGAGCGGGGUGUCCACCAAACAGCUCACGGAGGCUGACCUGCGGCGGACGGUGGAGGAGAGCAGCCGCAUCCAGAGGGGCUACGAGCACUACUUCGACCUCAGCCUGGUCAACAGCAAUCUGGAGCGGACCUUCCGGGAGCUGCAGGCUGCCGUGGAGAAGCUGCGGACAGAGCCGCAGUGGGUGCCCGUCAGCUGGGUGUACUGAGCGUGCCCGCCCUGCCCUUCCCCACUGCGGCCCCCCGAGCACUCCCCAGCCCCCUGCCACCCCCGGCCUCCGGCACUCCCUGAGAAAAGGCCCCUCUCAGGCCUGGGUGGGCGCCUGGUGCCAGGGCAGUGGGCAUUCGUGGGGUACCUCUGUGCCCAGGUGCUGCCUGUCCAAUGCCCACUGGCCACCAGAAGCCCCUCUCCCAGGGCUGGGCUGUGCCCAGAGUGUGCCAGGGCCCCUGGAAAGCCCCAUCUGGCAGGGGUGGAGGGAAGAGGCUUGUGGUCACUGCCCACCACUCUCCAGCCACCCUCUCCCCUCUGGGCUGGACACUGCAACCCCCACAGGCGGCCCCCCAGGAGCAGACUCAGGCCAGGGGCAGGCGCUGGUGCCAUCUGGGGGCCAGAGAGCCCAGGCUUGAGAUUUCCCGCCGGGAGGCUGCCUGCUCUCACUCAACGAGUGGACGCUGCUCCGUCCCUCCCCGUUCCCCAGCUCUUCACUGCCGGUCUCUCCACAGACCACCGACUCCCCUAGUGCGCCCCGGCCGGCGAGGGGGGGGGCUGGAGACUGGGCCCUGCAGUGAGGGACCUGCUGCCACUGGCUGAAUUGCUCCCCAGGAGAAACACAGCAACCCCCGCCUUACUCAGAUAGAGGGACUUUGGGCGUCUGCAGAGCAAUAUCCAGCCUGCACCGCUAGGGGGCGCUACCCACACCCAGGGCUCCAGGUUCUUACCUUGUUUUGGGAGGAGGGGAAGCAAAGCGUUAUUUUAAUUUCUGAGCCCCCCAGCCCCAGCCUGCAGUCCUGCAGAGGGAGCAUAGGUAAAAUAGCAACACCCCCUUUCAGAGAAGAGUCUCCCCCAGCCUCUCUCCCCUUCCCCUUCCCCUUCCCCAAGGUCUCCUCUGGGAUGCGCCUGGCCUGAGAGGGACCCCCCAGCGCCCCCUUGUGCUCCCCCCGAAUCUAGCCACGCUGACCCUUGCCACUGUGUGCCCGCUCCGGGGAAGGGGGGAGAAAAGACAGAAUAUUUAUUACAAAGGUAGAAAUAUAUUUAUUCUCUUAGGAAUCGCGUCUGCCCGCGGUGUCAGAUGAGGUGCAGGGCGGCCCUGCCCAGCUCAUCUGCGUGGUUUGCGCCCACUCUGUGGUCACCCUUCCCCCAACCCCCUCCCCCGCCCCCUGCUUUCCCUGGCCUCACCCUUCCCUUUUACCCAGCAGGAGGGAAGGGGGCGCUCCUGAAGAUCAGAGGCCAUGGAGCCCCCUGCCAGUCCCCACCUCCCCUUAGAAGCAAGGGGUCUGCUGUUGCCCCCUCCUCUGCCCCCCCCCCCCCCCCCCCGUUAGCUCCCAAACACCCUGGGCACGCCAGCCCAGUGGGGGAGGGGCUGCAGAGCAGCUGCCAGGGAUCGGGUGCCAUCCUGUCUUGUGAUGGGGUGGGGUCCCCCAAUCUCUGUCCCUCCUGCAUCAGUGUGCCCGGGGGACUCCCCAGUUCUCUCUUCCCAUUCUGGAUGGUGGGACCCUGCCCCUGCCCCCACCUUCAGUCCCACACCCCCACCUUUCCCCCCGCCCCCCCUUCCUCCUCUCAGCCAUCUGUUCUAGAUCUCUCUCCAGCUGGUUUCUUUCUUUUCCUUUGAUUAAAUGUGAACGCAAAGGC